UCCGGCAUCCAUACACUUGGCUGUUGCCUGAGAACAGUUAACUUGGAGGCUCAUGCGACGCCCGAAUCAAACGUCUGACUAAAGGUAUGACCGGUGUCAAUUUUGGGGGAAGCGAAAGGACUAUAUACGAGUACAUAUGCCCCACGUCCCGGCGACCUUGAGUUGAGCUCCAAACUCAUUAUGGGUUCUCGACCAAGCUUCCGCCUCCAGCGCUCGGCGCACCUGCUCCCCCUCGCCCUUACCUUCCUCCUCACGCUGACCACCGCGCAAAAACUCGUCAAUGGGGUCGCAGCCGGCACCGAUGUCGCCGCCGGCGCCGAUGCCGCCCCGGACGAGGCGGGUAACUGCGGCUUCGAGGGAAACCAAGAUGUCUACGGCCUCGGAAUCCGGCUGGGACUGUACUCGCAAUGGCUGUCCACGCUGAUCAGCAAUUUCAUGCAUACGCAGAACCUCACGCGGAUGAGGGAUAUCAACACCAUGUUUUCGCUCGCCAUGUCGAUCGCUCUCAUUGCACUGUCCACCGCCACCACGAAACCCCGCGCGAUCGAAAUGUACAUCAUCAUCAUGCAGAUUGUUGGAAGUUCGUGCACAAUCUCUGCGCAAGCCACGCACAAGUCCAAAUGGGGGGAGACCUCGUGGGGCGGUGUGAUCCGCUUCAUGAUCUACUUCGUGGUCGCAGCCUACAGCACAUUUUUCUGGUUCAGAGACGUCAACCUGCUGCAGCCCUUGCCGGCGGGCUGCGAGGCGUACGGCUUCAUGUUCAUCAAAGUCCCGCUGCUGAAGCCGUGGUUCCGCACGACGCACAAGAUCAUCUGCUCGCUGGCGCUGCUAGUCUUCACUACUCUCUUCGGCUACAUCAGCUGGCAGCACGGCAGCAGCUUCGUCGAUCGCUCCUUCGUUGGCACCCACCGCCUCCGCAAGAAGGGCGGGUUCGAAGGGCUGCUCGCCGACGCUAUCGAUCCGAACGUGCAGAUUCCCGUCGUGCAUAAGUUCACGCCCAUCCUGUGUAUCGUCAUCCUAGGCGUGUCCAUCUCCGCGAUUGAGGCUCUGAUCCUGUGGAAUGGCAUCACGCGCGUCAAUGAUGCGCUCAGUACCGGACAGUUGAUUCCGCUGGUGACCGGAGUGGGAGGUUUGAUCAGGGUGCUGUAUUUGAUGUAUUCCACGCCAGGAUUGAAACUGCAUGUAAUUAGACAGGAGAGAAAUGUUUCGGUUGGAAGACAGCAGGCUGGUGCCGGUCAGAAGGGAUUGGAGAUGGCCAGGCCGGGCCAGAGGGGGCCAGAGGGGGUUUGGCAACCACCGCAGGGUGCAGAGAGGAUGGUUUGAUGAUAGGCGGUUGCAUGUAGUGGGUUAUGUGAGGGCUCCGUAUUUUAUGGUAAUGAAAUAAAGUGAUCCAUUUUUCAAGUACACCGUUGAUGGUAAAACAUGUAGACGAUCAUAAUCAAUCACACAUCAAAAAUCUCAUUCCCAAAUGAUUCCCACCC
This is a messenger RNA of Tricharina praecox, 1481 nucleotides long. RefSeq lists its product as uncharacterized. NCBI's taxonomy places the organism in Eukaryota, Fungi, Ascomycota, Pezizomycetes, Pezizales, Pyronemataceae. The coding region runs from base 181 to 1323 and encodes 380 amino acids. The record is from RefSeq and is a predicted model, not a curated record. The transcript is spliced from 2 exons.